AUGUGGCAAAUCAAACGAUAUUACACCUAUGAUGAUGAAUCCGCUCAGAAACUGUUGCCCAUUCUGCAUCGAUAUCAAAUCGAUUCAAUGGUUUCCAUGGCGGAACGCACCAUGUCAUUCAGAUUGAACGAUUCUAGUGCCCCAGGCUGUUUGCAAAUUGCUGACCUGUACGGUUUGUCACGCCUUCGACAGGCCGCACUGGAAUCCUGUGCCAGACUAGACGCAGCCAGACUGGCCCAAGUUUUUGGAGAGAUAUCGCUAAGUAUGGAACUCCGGCAAGAAAUCCUCAAGAAGCGUGUUGAAAUUCUUGAGCAAUGCCUGAUAGAUAUCCAAAAGAGCUUCUCGCACUCAUGCACACGCGUCGAAAGUCGCAUGGAGCGAGUGCCUGCGAAUCACUGUUCCGAGCAUAAUCGACCUAUGGCGGAAAUUACGGUAUCUCCCCCUACUCCAGCACCAGCUCCUGGAGGUCCAAUUUCAACAAAUGCGGAUGCGAACACUGCCGAAACUCGUAUGGAUGUUGCUGCCAGCAUACGACCCGCCGCUGUCGCUCUUGCUAACAUAGAUAUGCGUCCUCUGGAUGAUCCCUCACGUCUGGGAACAGUGGGAACUGGCACCACGCCACCUCAGGCCCCAGCCCCGGAACAAACAGCUGUUUGCGAAAAAUGUGCCGAACAACUGAAGUGUCAUAUUAUUGAAUUAUGCAAGCGCGGCUUGCACAAGAUACCCAUUCUCAUGUGUAAGAAUAACUAG
Molecule: messenger RNA, 750 nt
Organism: Echinostoma caproni
Lineage: Eukaryota; Metazoa; Platyhelminthes; Trematoda; Plagiorchiida; Echinostomatidae
Source: the annotation of a GenBank genome assembly